CUGCGCCUGAGCGUCUUCUGGCGAGGAAAGCGGCCGGCCGCCCAGCUAGGCGUCGGACUCCCGAGUCCGCUCUGCUGUCGGCCCCGGGAGGCGGAGCCGGAAGCGCUACGGGCAGACCCUGGAGCCCCUCGGUGGUGAGAAGAAUCCACCUUCUUCCUCCCGGCUCCGCUCCGCCCCAUCUGCAGUCACCCGAGCCCCCUAGUUUGGGAGGGACGGUGCAGCCGGAGCUCCUGAACCCGGAAGUAGGGUCAACCUCCCGCCUCCGCCAUGGAGCCCCCCGCGCCGUCCCUCACCGAGGAGGACCUGACCGAAGUGAAGAAGGACGCUUUAGAAAAUUUGCGUGUAUACCUGUGUGAAAAAAUCAUAGCUGAGAGACAUUUCGAUCAUCUACGUGCAAAAAAAAUACUCAGUAGAGAAGACACUGAAGAAAUUUCUUGUCGAACAUCAAGUCGAAAAAGGGCUGGAAAAUUGUUAGACUACUUGCAAGAAAACCCCAAAGGACUGGAUACCUUGGUUGAAUCUAUUAGACGAGAAAAAACACAGAACUUCCUUAUACAGAAGAUUACAGACGAAGUACUGAAACUUAGAAAUAUGAAACUAGAACAUCUGAAAGGACUGAAAUGCAGCAGCUGUGAACCGUUUCCAGAUGGAGCCGCAAACAACCUCUCGAGAUCCAAUUCAGAUGACAGCACUUUCUCUGAGAAACUGAGAGCGUCCACCGUCACACAUCACCCAGAGGGAGAGUCCAGCACAGCCCCCUUUUUUUCUACUCACCCGUCUCUGAAUUUGCCUGUUUUAGAAGUCGGCAGGACUGAAAAUCUCACCUUCUCUUCAACUACACUCCCUAGGCCUGGGGACCCUGGAGCUCCUCCGUUGCCACCAGAGCUACAGUUGGAAGACGAAGGAAGCUGUGCAAACUCUAGUGAGCUGUUUCUUCCCUUGAGAUCACGUGCUCUCUCACGGCAGUGACAGUUUAUUGCGUCUUCUUAAUAAUGAUGGAAAAUAUUUGAAAGGAUAGAAAUCUUGACAAAAUUGCUAUAAGGGCUUAUUAACAUUCAUUUGACACGGUUUUUGUUUGUUUGUUUGUUUUGCCUCCAGGGCUAUCACUGGGACUCGGUGCCUGCACUAUGAUGCCACUGCUCCUGGUGGCCAUUUUUUCCUUUUUAUUGGAUAGGACAGAGAGAAAUUGAGAGAGAUGGGGGUGGGAAAUAGGGUAAGAGAAGGAUAGACACCUGCAAGCAUCCCCCUUUAGGUGGGGAGUUGGGGCUCAGACCUGGAUCCUUGAGCAGGUCCUUGCACUUCAUACUGUGUGCACUGAACUGGCUGGCCCCCUUGACAUUCAUCUUAAAAUACAGCACAGCAUACUAUAUAAAUAAAAUCUUUCGGAAUAAAGGAAGGAACCAUAUCUUUUACUAGCUACAGUAAAAUCACAACUGACUGCAUACUUUUCAGGAUGUUUUGUUCCCCCCACCUAUGAGCUAUUACAUUGUCCUAAAAUUCCAUGUUUUAAGGUUUAUUUUAAUAAGGGGCACUUCUCUGUUGUUGAAAAUAAACUCUUGGGCUGGGGAUGAUGACUCUUUUCAGUCCAUUUGUGCUGGAAGUUUUCUGUCUUAUAUACUGUUCUAACCAUUCAGUUAAUUUUGAAGACAAGAGUUGUUUCUGUUCAGAAAUAAAGCCAAUUACUGCCAAGAAAACCAUCAACAUCUAGUGGGGUUUAAAUCCACUGUGAUUUCAAUGUACUGAAAUACAUUUCUUAGGACCUUUACUAAUGAAUACUACCUUCUUAAGGCUUUCACAUUAUUGUUUCAUUUUUAUUCCUAAAGUAAAAUCUUGGCAUAGAACUGCAAUUAUUCUACAUGGUUUGAUGAAAUCAAAAUAUUUUUCUCUUUUCAUGAUGAUCACCAUAUGCUUGAAAUAACUCGGACGAAAUGCCUUUUUGUAUGUGUAUGUGGCGAUUCUGUUAUUAGUGCUCUUCGGAACACACAGUCCAUCAGCUGCAUUUGCCUUUUAACUAAAUUUAACUCAUUUUACUCAUUUGUAAAUGUACAUUCUCAUUGUUUUUCUUUAAAUUAUAAUUCCUCCAUUUUCCUGGUAAUUCAUCUCAUAAUAUAUUUUCAUUACUUGCACAAAAACAGAGCUGGAAUAUGUUUACAAUAAAAGUUUUAAAAAUGUG
Molecule: messenger RNA, 2173 nt
Organism: Erinaceus europaeus (western European hedgehog)
Lineage: Eukaryota; Metazoa; Chordata; Mammalia; Eulipotyphla; Erinaceidae
Gene: BCL10
Product: BCL10 immune signaling adaptor
Exons: 3
Coding region: 268-969 (233 amino acids)
Biological process (GO): apoptotic process; adaptive immune response; positive regulation of extrinsic apoptotic signaling pathway
Cellular component (GO): cytosol; CBM complex
Molecular function (GO): kinase activator activity; protein kinase B binding; NF-kappaB binding
Source: RefSeq, a predicted model, not a curated record